AUCAAAUGGGGGGCAAUGGGGGGGGCAGUGGGGGGCAAGCAAAAGGGGGUGGGGGGGAUCGAAGGGCCCCAAAGGGGCGUUAAAGGGCCCAAAUUUGACAUAAAAGGCCCCAAAUUUGACAUAAAAGGCCCCAAAGUUGAUGUUGAGGUGCCCGACAUUGACGUCAAGGGACCCAACGUUGACCUGAAAGGCCCCAAAGUUGACUUAAAAGGCCCCAAAUUUGACAUAAAAGACCCCAAAGUUGAUGUUGAGGUGCCCAACAUUGACGUCAAGGGACCCAACGUUGACCUGAAAGGCCCCAAAGUUGACUUGAAAAGCCCCAAAUUUGAUAUAAAAGGCCCCAAAUUUGACGUUGAAGUGCCCGACAUUGACGUCAAGGGACCCAACGUUGACCUAAAAGGCCCCAAAUUUGACAUAAAAGGCCCCAAAUUUGACAUAAAAAGCCCCAAAUUUGACGUUGAAGUGCCCGACAUUGAUGUCAAGGGACCCAACGUUGACCUAAAAGGCCCCAAAUUUGACAUAAAAGGCCCCAAAUUUGACGGUGACGUGCCCGAUGUUGCCAUCAAGGGCCCCAAAAUGGACGUUGAAGUGGCUGAUUUUGACAUCAAAGGCCCCAAAAUGGACAUUGAAGCUCCAGACGUGGACAUCCCCGGUGCAGGAGGGAAGCUGAAGAUGCCCAAGCUGAAAAUGCCCAAAUUUGGGGUUCCUGGCCUAAAAGGGGAGCUCCCCAGUGUCGAUGUGUCGCUACCAAAGGCCGAAGUUGACGUUUCUGCCCCCAAAGUUGACGUGAAAGGCCCCAAAGUUGACCUUUCUGCCCCCAAAGUUGGCAUUGAGGUGCCCAAUGUUGACAUCAAGGGACCCAAAGUUGACAUUGAGGUGCCCAAAGUUGACCUGAAAGGCCCCAAAUUUGACAUCAAGGGCCCCAAAAUGGACGUUGAAGUGCCUGAUUUUGACAUCAAGGGCCCCAAAAUGGACAUUUCUGCCCCCAAAGUUGACGUCAAGGGCCCCAAAGUUGAUAUUGAAGUGCCUGACUUGGACAUGAAAGGCCCCAAAGUUGACGUUGAGGUGCCCAACGUGGACAUCCCCGGUGCAGAUGGGAAGCUGAAGAUGCCUAAGUUGAAAAUGCCCAAAUUUGGGGUUCCUGGCCUAAAAGGGGAGCUCCCCAGUGUCGAUGUGUCGCUACCAAAGGCUGAAAUGGACAUUUCUGCCCCAAAAGUUGACAUUGAAGUGCCUGAUGUUGACAUCAAGGGCCCCAAAGUUGACAUAAAAGGACCCAAAAUGGACAUUGAAGCUCCAGACGUGGACAUGCCCAGUGCAGAUGGGAAGCUGAAGAUGCCUAAGUUGAAAAUGCCCAAAUUUGGGGUUCCUGGCCUAAAAGGGGAGCUCCCCAGCGUUGAUGUGUCGCUACCAAAGGCUGAAAUGGACAUUUCUGCCCCAAAAGUGGCCGUGGACGUGCCCAGUGUGGAUCUGAAAGGCCCACAAGGGAACCUGAAGGGCCCCGCGGUGACGAUGCCCGACCUGCAGCUCAAGGCGCCCCACAUCUCCAUGUCUGACAUCGACCUCAACCUGAAGGGCCCCAAAAUGGACGUUUCUUCCCCCAAACUGGAAGGGGAGCUCAGAGCGCCCGGGAUGGAUGUCACGGCUCCGAACAUUGACAUCGGGGUGCCCAAAGUUGACCUGAAAGGCCCCAAAUUUGACAUGAAAGGCCCCAAAGUUGACAUUGAAGUGCCCGACGUUGACAUCAAGGGACCCAAAGUUGACAUAAAAGGACCCAAAAUGGAUGUUGAAGCUCCGGAUGUGGACAUCCCCAGUGCAGGAGGGAAGCUGAAGAUGCCUAAGUUGAAAAUGCCCAAAUUUGGGGUUCCUGGCCUAAAAGGGGAGCUCCCCAGUGUCGAUGUGUCACUCCCAAAGGCUGAAAUGGACAUUUCUGCCCCCAAAGUUGAUGUUUCUGCCCCCAAAGUUGAUGUUUCUGCCCCCAAAGUUGACAUUGAAGUGCCUGAUGUUGACUUGAAAGGCCCCAAAGUUGACAUUGAAGUGCCUGACGUUGACAUCAAGGGACCCAAAGUUGACAUAAAAGGACCCAAAAUGGACAUUGAAGCUCCAGAUGCAGGAGGGAAGCUGAAGAUGCCCAAGCUGAAAAUGCCCAAAUUUGGGGUUCCUGGCUUAAAAGGGGAGCUCCCCAGUGUCGAUGUGUCACUCCCAAAGGCUGAAAUGGACAUUUCUGCCCCCAAAGUUGACAUUGAAGUGCCUGAUGUUGACCUGAAAGGCCCCAAAGUUGACAUUGAGGUGCCUGAUGUUGACAUCAAGGGUCCCAAAGUUGACCUGAAAGGCCCCAAAAUGGACAUUGAAGCUCCAGACGUGGACAUCCCCGGUGCAGGAGGGAAGCUGAAGAUGCCCAAGCUGAAAAUGCCCAAAUUUGGGGUUCCUGGCCUAAAAGGGNGAGCUCCAGACGUGGACAUCCCCGGUGCAGGAGGGAAGCUGAAGAUGCCCAAGCUGAAAAUGCCCAAAUUUGGGGUUCCUGGCCUAAAAGGGGAACUCCCUAAGGUCGACGUAUCGCUCCCAAAAGCUGAAGUUGACGUUUCUGUCCCCAAAGUUGACAUUGAGGUGCCCGACGUUGACCUGAAAGGCCCCAAAGUUGACAUUUCUGCCCCCAAAGUUGACGUUUCUGCCCCCAAAUUCGAUCUGGAUCUGCCCGAUUUCGAGGCCCCGGAGGUGAAAUCGAAGGGUCUGAAGCUUCGUCUGCCUGAACUCAACGUACAGAGCCCCAAACUUGGCCUCCCCGACGUCGAUAUCAGCCUGAAAGGACCCAAAAUAAAGGGAGACCCCCCAAAGGUGUCCGGGGAACUCACAGGACCCAAAGUGGACGUGGAGGGUCCCGGGUUGGGGGUCGAGGGUCCCGAAGUGGAUUUGGAGUGUCCAGAAGGGAAAAUCAAAGGUCCUAAAUUUAAGAUGCCCAAAUUGAACAUCAAGGGGCCCAAACUGAGCAAACCCGACGUGGAUCUGAACCUAAAAGGACCUAAAAUGAAGGGAGAAAUGGACGUUUCCGGCCCCAAAAUAGAGGGGGAACUAAAAGGACCCGGGAUCAACCUGAAGGGUCCCGACGUCGACCUGGAGUGUCCCGAAGCCAAAUUGAAAGGACCCAAAAUGAAACUGCCCCAUUUUAACCUGACGGGACCCAAGUUUGAGGGGGCCGAUAUUGAGGUGGGGGUCCCAAAAGUAGAAGGGGAGAUUUCGGGACCAGAAGUGGAAUUGGAAGGGCCGGAAUUGGAGGUAGGAGGGGGAGCAGAAGGGAAAUGGAAAGGACCCAAAUUCAAGAUGCCAAAACUCAACAUCAAGACGUCAAAGAUCUCGGUGCCUGACGUGGAUCUGAACCUGAAAGGACCCAAAGUGAAGGGGGACGUGGAGGUGAAUGUCCCAAAGAUGGAGGGAGAGAUAAAGGGACCCCAGGUGGACAUCAAGGGACCCAAAGUGGACGUGGACCUUCCUGAUGUGGAGCUGGAAGGACCCGAAGGGAAAGUGAAGGGGCCCAAGUUCAAGAUGCCUGAGAUGCACUUCAAGACACCAAAGAUCUCCAUGCCUGACAUCGACCUGAACCUGAAAGGACCCAAAGUGAAGGGAGACGUGGAUCUUUCGGGGCCCAAAGUGGGGAUAGAAGGACCUGAUGUAGAUAUUGAGCUGCCAGAGGGCAAAGUGAAGGGGCCCAAGUUCAAGAUGCCGGAGAUGCACUUCAACGUCCCCAAAAUCUCCAUGCCUGACAUCGACCUGAACCUGAAGGGCCCCAAAGUGAAGGGGGACGUGGAUGUGUCCAUUCCCAAAGUGGAAGGGGAUAUAAAAGGCCCCGACGUGGACAUCAAAGGACCCAAAGUUGAUGUGGAUCUUCCAGAUGUGGAUAUUGAGGGUCCUGAGGGCAAAGUGAAAGGCCCCAAGUUUAAGAUGCCUGAGAUGCACUUCAAGGCCCCAAAAAUCUCCAUGCCUGACUUUGAUCUGAGCCUGAAAGGACCCAAAGUGAAGGGAGACGUGGAUGUGUCUAUGCCCAAACUAGAAGGAGACCUGAAGGGCCCCGACAUUGAUAUCAAGGGCCCCAAAGUGGACGUGGACCUUCCUGAUGUCGAGUUGGAAGGUCCUGAGGGGAAACUGAAAGGCCCCAAGUUCAAGAUGCCCGAAAUGCACUUAAAGGGCCCCAAAAUCUCCAUGCCUGAUGUUGAUUUCAACCUGAAGGGCCCCAAAGUGAAGGGAGACGUGGAUGUUUCUGUACCAAAGGUUGAGGGGGACCUGAAGGGCCCCGAGUUGGACAUUAAAGGACCUAAAUUGGAUGUGGACCUUCCUGAUGUGGAGCUGGAAGGACCUGAAGGGAAAGUGAAAGGCCCCAAAUUUAAGAUGCCUGAGAUGCACUUCAAGGCCCCAAAGAUCUCGAUGCCUGACUUUGAUCUGAGUUUAAAGGGCCCCAAAGUGAAGGGAGACAUGGAUGUGAGUGUGCCGAGCGUGGAAGGUGGAGUGAAGGGAGGGAAUGUGGAGCUGAAGGGACCCGAGAUGGACGUGGAGUCUCCAGGGCUGAGCGUGGAGGGACCUGAAGGCAAAGUGAAGGGGCCCAAGUUUAAGAUGCCAGAGAUGCACUUCAAGACACCAAAGAUCUCCAUGCCUGACUUUGAUCUGAGCCUGAAGGGCCCCAAAGUGAAGGGAGACGUGGAUGUGAGCCUGCCAAAGAUGGAAGGGGAUAUAAAAGGCCCCGACCAAUUGAUUAUCAAGGGACCCAAAGUGGACGUGCGACCUUCCUGAUUUGGAAAGCUGGAAGGACCCGAAGGGAAAGUGAAGGCCCCAAGUUCAAGACUGCCCGAGAUGCUACUUAGGACACCAAAGAUCUCCAUGCCUGACAUCGACCUGAACCUGAAAGGACCCAAAGUGAAGGGAGACGUGGAUGUGUCCAUCCCCAAAGUGGAAGGAGACAUCAAAGGCCCUGAGGUGGACAUUAAAGGCCCCAAAGUUGACGUGAACCUUCCAGAUGUUGACUUGGAGGGGCCUGAAGGGAAACUGAAAGGCCCCAAGUUCAAGAUGCCCGAAAUGCACUUAAAGGGCCCCAAAUUCUCCAUGUCUGAUGUUGAUUUCAAUCUAAAGGGCCCCAAAGUGAAGGGAGAUGUCGACGUGUCCGUGCCAAAGAUGGAAGGUGAGCUGAAGGGCCCCGACAUUGAUAUAAAGGGACCCAAAGUUGAUGUGGACCUUCCUGACGUGAAGCUGGAGGGUCCCGAGGGCAAAGUGAAGGGGCCCAAGUUUAAGAUGCCUGAAAUGCACAUCAAGGCCCCAAAGAUCUCCAUGCCUGACUUUGAUCUGAGCUUAAAGGGCCCCAAAGUGAAGGGAGACGUGGAUGUGAGCGUGCCAAAGAUGGAAGGGGAUAUAAAAGGCCCCGACGUGGACAUUAAAGGACCCAAAUUGGAUGUGGACCUUCCAGAUGUGGACAUUGAGGGACCAGAAGGGAAAGUGAAAGGCCCCAAAUUCAAGAUGCCGGAGAUGCACUUCAAAGCCCCAAAGAUCUCAAUGCCUGACGUUGACUUCAACCUGAAGGGCCCCAAAGUGAAGGGAGACAUGGAUGUGUCUGUACCAAAGAUUGAGGGCGAGCUGAAGGGCCCCGAGUUGGACAUUAAAGGCCCCAAAGUGGACAUUGAUGCUCCUGAUGUGGACAUUCAGGGCCCAGAGGGCAAAUUCAAGCUGCCCAAGUUCAAGAUGCCCAAAUUCUCCAUGCCGGGUUUCAAAGGGGACGGGGUGGAUGUGGAUGUGAAUAUCCCAAAGGGAGACGUGGCCGUUUCUGUUCCCAGUGUUGAACUGGAGGGUCCUGAGCUCAGCGUGGAUGGGAAGAUGAAGGGACCCAAAUUCUCCAUGCCUGAAAUGCACUUAAAGGGCCCCAAAAUCUCCAUGCCUGACAUCGACCUGAAUCUAAAGGGCCCCAAAGUGAAGGGGGACGUGGAUGUGUCCAUUCCCAAAGUGGAAGGGGAUAUAAAAGGCCCCAAUGUGGACAUCAAGGGCCCUAAAUUGGAUGUAGACCUUCCUGAUGUGGAUAUUGAGGGUCCAGAAGGGAAAGUGAAGGGCCCCAGAUUCAAGAUGCCAGAGAUGCACAUCAAGGCCCCAAAGAUCUCCAUGCCUGACUUCGAUCUGAGCCUGAAGGGCCCCAAAGUGAAGGGAGACGUGGAUGUGAGCGUGCCAAAGAUUGAGGGGGACCUGAAGGGCCCCGAGGUGGAUAUUAAAGGACCCAAAGUGGACGUGGACCUUCCAGACGUGGACAUUGAGGGGCCAGAAGGGAAAGUGAAAGGCCCCAAAUUUAAGAUGCCCGAGAUGCACUUCAAGACACCAAAGAUCUCCAUGCCUGACUUUGAUCUGAGCCUGAAGGGCCCCAAAGUGAAGGGAGACGUGGAUGUGAACCUGCCAAAGAUGGAAGGGGACAUCAAAGGCCCCGAGGUGGAUAUUAAAGGACCCAAAGUUGAUGUGGACCUUCCUGACGUUGAGUUGGAAGGUCCUGAAGGGAAACUGAAAGGCCCCAAGUUCAAGAUGCCCGAAAUGCACUUAAAGGGCCCCAAAAUCUCCAUGCCUGACGUUGACCUGAAUCUGAAGGGCCCCAAAGUGAAGGGGGACGUGGAUGUGACCCUGCCCAAGUUGGAAGGUGAUCUGCAAUGCCCGGACAUUGAGCUCAAAGGCCCCAAAUUGGAUCUUCACGCACCCGACGUGAAGGGCCCCGAAAUGCACCUCAAGAUGCCCCAUGUCUCCGUCCCCGACAUUGACCUCAACCUGAAGGGCCCAAAGGUGGAGGGGGGGCUGAAGGGCCCCAGUUUGGACCUGAAGGGUCCGAAUGUGGAUCUGAAGGGUCCCAACCUGGAUCUCAAGGGCCCCAAUGUGGAUCUGAAGGGUCCCAACGUGGAUCUGAAGGGUCCCAACCUCGAUCUCAAGGGCCCCAAUGUGGAUCUGAAGGGUCCAGGAGUGGAUUUUGAUGGUCCAGAAGGGAAACUGAAGCUCCCCAAAAUGAAGCUGCCGAAAUUUGGGCUGAAAGGAGACGGUCCCGGGUUGGACGUGGAGCUGCCCAAGGGGGAAGUGGAGGUUUCGGGACCCGAAUUGAGCAUUGAAGGAGGGGAAGGGAAACUGAAAGGUCCUAAAGUGAAAGGGCCCGAGGUGAACGUGCCCAAGAUCUCCAUGCCCGACAUCGACCUGAGUCUGGGCAGAGCAAAGGGGGGAUUCGACCUCACGGCCCCCAAGUUGGAGGGGAACCUGAAAGGACCCGAUGUGGCCCUGAAAGGACCCGAAUUUGGGGUGAAAAGCCCUGAAUUGGAGGUUGAAGGUCCAGAUUUGAACGUGGAAGGGCCAGAAUUAAACGUGAAAGGUCCGAAAUUGAAGAAACCCAAAUUUGGGUUUGGGAUGAAGAGUCCAAAAGGAGAAAUGAAGGUUCCAGAGGUGGAAACCCCAGAGGUGGAAUUAAGUGCUGACUUACCCGAAUUGAGUGUGGCGGCCAAAGGCAAAAAGAGCAAAUUCAAGAUGCCCAAAAUCCACGUUAGCGGCCCCAAAAUGAAAGGGAAGAAAGGAGCCUUCGAUGUGAGUGCGGCCGGGGCUGCCGAGGUGGAUGUGGGGCUGAAAUCACCUGAGAUGGAGCUCAAUGUGGCCAGCCCCGAUGCGGCCCUCAGGUCUCCCAAAGGGAAGAAGGCCAUGUUUGGGAAGAUCUCCUUCCCCGACGUGGAGUUUGACCUGAAGUCUCAUCGUUGGAGGGGGGGGGAGGCCUCUGUGGGGCUGCCCAAGGUGGAAGGGGAAGGGAAGGGGGUAGAGGUGAAGGGUCCUGGCCUCGAUGUGGGGCUGGGAGAGAUGGAUGUGGGAGCAAAGAAGGCCAAAGGGGCGGCUGUAGGGGUGAAGGUGGAAGGGGAGCUGAAGGGUCCCGGUGGCGUCGAGAUGGAGCUGAAAGGACCAAGAGGCCCCGAUGUGGGGCUGGAUGUGGGGCUGGAAGGGCCUGGAUUGGACGUGAAGCUGGAAGGACCAAAGAUGGAGGGCAACAUGGAGCUGAAGGGAGGUUCGGUCCCAUCUUUGGGCUGCCCCGAGCUCCGGCUUCGUCCUUCGGCGGCCAUUUCAGCCCCAGAUCUCAAUGGCGACUCCUCCAGGUCCCCGGUGCUGCCAUUGGACGCGGCCGGUGUCGGUGCCGAGGGAUUGGGCGGAACCAUCCGGCUUCCAUCCCUCCAGCUGCCCCAAUUCGGCCUAUCAGCUCCCAGCCUUAACGGGGCUGACGGCGGAGGGGGGAACUCGGCCAUGUUGGAUAUCCAUGGGGCCCAUAAAGGGGGCAGCUCUAUGGGGUCAGUGGCACCCAUGGGGUCUGCAGCACCCAAAGGUGGGGGUCUCAAAGAUGGCGGAGGGGAAUCGGGCUCCAUCAAGGUGAGCUUCCCAAAGCUUCGAGUGCCCAAGUUCCACUUCUCGGAGGCAGAAGUUAAAGGGAGGGAGGUGGGGGUGGAUGUGGAGUUCCCCGGGUCAGAACCGGGUCCAAUAGAACCCAUAGAAAUAGAUGAGUCCAAAGGGAAGAAAAGCAAAAGGAAGAUGAUGCCCAAAUUCACCUUCUCCAAAGGGAAAGGGAAAGGAGGGACGGCUCCGGGUUCACCCGAACCUCCUUCAUCCCCAUUGGGUUCUAAGGGGGACCUGAAGAGUUCUAAGGGCAGUUUGGGUUCCGAAGGCGACCCGGAUGAGUCUCAUUCCCCCAAAGGGAUGUUCUCCAUCUUUAAAGGAGGUCGGAAAUCCCGGCUCCGUUCUUCAUCCUUCAGUUCGGAACCGCCUCCAUCGGACGCGACCGAAGGGAAACCCAAAUUCGGGACGUUCGGAGGCGUCGGGUCCCGAUCCAAAGGCUGCUACGAGGUGACGGUGGGGGGAGAAGAGACACCACAGGACCCACAUCAUCAGCAGCCCCAUCCCGCCCCACAUCAGCCCCAUCCUGCCCCACAGCAGCAGCAUCAGCCCCCAUCGGCCCGUGGGGCUCUUCGCCUUCCAUCCCUGGAGCUGACGGCGGCCAAGAGGCGUGAGGAGGAGGGGGGCUGCACGUAGGGUCCUUUUACCCCCUUUUUACCCCCUUUUUAUCCCCUUUUUACCCCUUUUUACCCCCUUUUUGACCCCCUUUUUGACCCCCUUUUUGACCCCCUUUUACCCUUUUUU
Molecule: messenger RNA, 9153 nt
Organism: Coturnix japonica (Japanese quail)
Lineage: Eukaryota; Metazoa; Chordata; Aves; Galliformes; Phasianidae
Source: RefSeq, a predicted model, not a curated record